Messenger RNA from Cucurbitaria berberidis CBS 394.84, 939 nucleotides. Its product is annotated as PR-1-like protein. Lineage: Eukaryota; Fungi; Ascomycota; Dothideomycetes; Pleosporales; Cucurbitariaceae. The transcript is spliced from 3 exons. Bases 204 to 920 code for a protein of 238 amino acids. Gene Ontology annotation, cellular component: extracellular region. The record is from RefSeq and is a predicted model, not a curated record.
ACUUCAACAUCACGAAGACGUAACCACACGUUUGAAAACAACGAUAUAACGACACAAACAACAAGACCAUCUUUCGCGGCUUGAUCUCUCCUCGUUCAAUGCAGUUUGCAAUUUUAUAACUUUUGUUCCUCGCUCGCUCGCUCGCUUGCCAUCGUCGUCCAUCGAUUUAGCGUUUCCUUACACAGCAAGAAGAUACCCCAACCAUGCAUCAGCAGCAGCAAUCCCGUUCCCCAGCGUCGCGUUCAUUCAGCACACUCCCAUUCUCGCUUCUCCUCCUCUCCCUGCUCCUCCUCUGUUCGCCAACCAGCACAUCCGCACAGCCAGUCGGCGAAGACACCGCUACAUCAGCAGAAUACGCCAAAGACGACGCGUUCCGCGAUGCGGUCCUCAAUGUAACGAAUACGUAUCGCGAGCAGCAUAAUGCCACCAAGUUGGAGUGGAAUAAGACGCUGGCGGAGUUUGCGGGGGAUUGGAGUGAUGAUUGCAAAUUUAAGCAUAGUGGCGGUCCGUAUGGCGAGAACUUGGCUUCUGGGUAUCCCAAUGCGUCGGCUUCGAUCAUUGCGUGGGGCCAGGAGCGGACAAAGUAUAACUUCCGCAAGGGAGAUUUCAGUGCCGAAACUGGCCAUUUCACCCAGUUGGUCUGGAAGAAUACUACGCAAGUGGGCUGCAGUCGGAAGCAAUGUAAUGGUGGCGAGAAAGACGGCCAUGGCGACGCGCCUGGCUGGUAUGUCGUGUGCGAGUACUCUCCUGCCGGCAAUAUGAUUGGCUCUUUUGUGGACAAUGUGCAGCCGCAGGUGUCUGGUAGCACGGAGAAGUGCCCACAGGGUGCGGUUUGCAGUGCAGCGCAUACUUUGAGGGGGAGUGUAGGGGCACUGUGGAUUGCUGUGUUGGUGAGCUGUGUAGCAGUGGCGUGGAUGUAGAGAAUAGAGCAUCAGGGCU